Solea senegalensis (Senegalese sole) is the source of this 1117-nucleotide messenger RNA. It is a transcript of the gene steep1, whose product is annotated as STING1 ER exit protein 1. The transcript has a single exon. Bases 163 to 840 code for a protein of 225 amino acids. The record is from RefSeq and is a predicted model, not a curated record. Lineage: Eukaryota; Metazoa; Chordata; Actinopteri; Pleuronectiformes; Soleidae.
UGUGGGUACGAUGAUAUUGACGCACACCGGAAGUAUUGCGUUGUUGCUGUGUUGAGGACACAUUUUCGUUUACCUAAAAUCUUGUUCUUUUCGUCGUCAUGGUGACUCUGUAGCUGCGUUUAACUAACCUAACAUUUCAUUAAAACUCAUAUUCGUGCGAACAUGCCGAAAGUCGUGUCCAGAAGUGUCGUGUGUUCGGACACCAGAGACAGAGAGGAGUACGAUGACGGAGAGAAGCCUCUCCAUGUCUACUACUGCCUGUGCGGGCAGAUGGUCCUGGUGCUGGACUGCCAGCUGGAGAAGUUGCCUAUGAGGCCGCGGGACCGGGCCCGGGUCAUCGACGCGGCCAAACAUGCCCACAAGUUCUGCAACGUGGAGGAGGACGAGAACACGUACGUCAAGAGAGCCGAGGGCAUCGAGAGGCAGUACCGCAAGAAGUGCGGUAAGUGUGGCCUGCUGCUCUUCUACCAGCACCAGGGGAAAAACAGCCCCGCCACCUUCAUAGUGGACGGAUCCGUGGUCAAGUUCGGACAGGGCUUCGGUAACACCAGCGUGUACUGCCAGAAGCAGCCGGAGGCUCCCAAGAAAGUCCGCGUGAUGAUGACCAAGCGGACCAAGGACAUGGGCAAGUUCAGCUCCGUCACUGUGUCCACCAUAGACGAGGAGGAGGAGGAGAUCGAGGCCAGGGAGGUGGCGGACUCGUACGCGCAGAACGCCAAGGUGAUCGAGAAGCAGCUGGAGAGGAAGGGCAUGAGCAAGAGGAGGCUGCAGGAGCUGGCUGAGCUAGAGGCCAAGAAGGCCAAGAUGAAAGGGACACUCAUUGACAAUCAGUUUAAGUAGAUUAUUUCCACCUACGAGGGGACACACUGUGACUGUGGAGGUCUUUACAUCCCAUAGUAAAACACAGUUAAUCCUGCUGCUCCAACCAUCUGAUCUGUCCAGUGUUGUGCCAGGUAACAGAUCUCCAAGGGACAAAGACAGUUUGAUAUGCUGGGACAUAGAGGAGUGACGCUGCAUGUGAAGAUGGUGAUGCAGGGACGAAGUUAUGGACCUUUAUUUUUUUAAAUGUUUUUUGUUCCAUAUUAAAAGACCAAAUAAACAAUUUUGGUGUUUUUAA